This is a messenger RNA of Trichobilharzia regenti, 2274 nucleotides long. The record is from the annotation of a GenBank genome assembly. Lineage: Eukaryota; Metazoa; Platyhelminthes; Trematoda; Strigeidida; Schistosomatidae.
AUGGAUGUUGAUGAUAUAACAGUCAGUCCUGAAGUGGCUAGUUUGCAUAAUCAGAUUUCUGCUUGUGAUUCUAUCCUGGAGAGAAUUGAGGGUAUAUUAACGAGUUUUCAUGAAGAUUUGGGUGCAAUCAGUACAGAAAUUCAAGAUUUGCAGAGCAAAUCAUUGAUAAUGAAUACUAGGCUGCAAAACAGACAGGCUGUUCGUAGUAAUUUGAGUCAGUUUCUCUCUGACAUGGCCAUACCUGAAGAGCUUAUUCGUCAUAUUCUGCUCACUCCUGUCACAGAACAAGAAUUUCUUGAAAAUCUUCAUGAAUUAAAUCACAAAAUGAAUUUCGCCCUAGAGCAAUCCACUGUAGAUUAUAAGUCAUUCAGUGAUGUUAGUGUUCUUUUAAAAAAGCUAAAAAUUAAGGCUGUGACGAAAAUUCGAGAGUUUUUGUUGGGAAAAAUAUAUGCCUUACGAAAACCACUUACAAAUUACCAAGUCCCUCAAAAUCAGAUGUUAAAAUUUCGAUUUUAUAAUUCAUUCCUUAUGUCUCAUGAUCGAGAAGUAGCAAAGGAGGUUAAGGUGGAAUACAUUAAUACAAUGAGUAAAGUUUACUACUCUUAUUUUAAGGCUUAUGGUGGCAAAUUAACAAGGUUACAACUUGAUACGACCUAUGAGAAAGAUGAUUUAUUAGGAAAAAAUCCAGAUAAAUAUAAUUCAACAUCAACUGCGUCUAGUUUAAUGUUCAAUUCAAUUUCUAAUGUUGCUAAUAAUACUGCUAUUUCAACGUCAAUAAAUUCAGGGACGCGUGUUGGACUUUUUGGAUUAGGUGACCGUGCACUACGUGUAUUGAGUAAUUCAAAUUUAGAAAGUGCAAUAAUUUUGCCACAUGUAGCCAGUAAUGCUGAAGCUAAAUAUCCUAUAGAGGUUUUAUUCCGUUCUAUUCAUUAUGCUCUUCUGGACACUGUAUGUCGAGAGUACUAUUUCCUGUCAGAUUUCUUCCUUCUCAGUGCAGAAUCUGAUCUAUCUGAUAAGACUACAUCUAGUGAAAAUCGAAAACAAAAUGGUGUCGCCCUAGCUAAUUUAUUUGACCAAGUCAUGUCUCGUAGUUUAAAUUGGAUACAAAAAUAUACUGAGACGUUUGUAAUUUCUUCAUGUUCUCAUGAUGCAAUCGGUUUACUGAUCUGCCUUCAGUUAUUGCAUGCUAUGUUGCGUUUAGCCAAAGAAAGGGGUGUAUCCGUGUUGGAUAACUUUUGGAGUAAAAUGACGGAAACAUUAUGGGUGCGUGUUACUGACAGACUUGAUGUGCAUAUAUCUUCAAUGUUACAGUAUUUGGAUGUUAAUAGUUUUAGUACAGAUGCACGUGAUAUGGUAAAAGCCAAUGUGUCUACUCCAGGAAAUCCUAAUACAACUGGGGGCAGUGCUGCUGGUUUGCAUCCGAAAAUGUAUGCUCUUAUUCGUCCCCAUUGGAUAGCUAGACGUUAUGCUGAACUGGCAGCUAGUCUUCAUUCCAUUGGACAUGGAUUCCCCGGAACUCCACUUUUUGAUGACUCUGUCGGUAAAUCGAAAAGUUCAGACAAUUCUAAGUUACAAUACUCUUUACACUCUGUUUCUUCAUCAUCAUUAUCAUCGUCGCAAAAUCACUUAAAUUAUCCCAGUGUAAAGCCUGGUCUUGAUCCUCGUAUUCUUAGUCGUUUGGCUCAGUUACAAACUCAGUUUGAACAUGUACUAAAUUCUUUGGCUAAGACAUUCUCUCGUCCGAAAUUGGCACACAUCUUUUUGAUCAAUAAUUACGACUUAGUUAUAAGUGUACUAACUGAACACGGAGCUGGUGAUUCUCUAGAAGUUGUUCGAUGCCAGGAGUCUGUAGGAAAGUAUACAACAGCAUAUAUUGAUGAGGCUUUAUCACCAUAUUUCGGAUGUUUGAUAUCUUUCGUUCGUGAUGUAGAAACUAGAUUAGCCAGUGGAAAGCAUUCACCAACAGAUCAAACUGAAGCAUCACAGACUAUUCGUAGUGAGGAAGCCCGUGUUACACGAAUUGUAAAAGGAUUUAAUAUCGAUUGGAAGAAUUCAAUUGAGAAAAUACACGAUGAAGUUAUGAUGGAAUUCGCUAAUUUCACUCUAGGCACACAGAUAUUUCAAGCGUUACUUGCCCAAUUGAUUCAACAUUAUCAUCGUUUUCAAAAGGUGAUGACACAAAGCCCAUACAAGAAUAUGCCUAUACGUAAUCAACUAGUAAAUAUACAUCAAAUAACCAACGAAAUGAAAAAGUGUAAAACAAAUUUCUCUUGA